Messenger RNA from Periophthalmus magnuspinnatus, 1002 nucleotides. RefSeq names its product odorant receptor 131-2-like. Gene Ontology annotation, molecular function: G protein-coupled receptor activity. The transcript has 3 exons. Gene Ontology annotation, biological process: G protein-coupled receptor signaling pathway. Gene Ontology annotation, cellular component: membrane. The record is from RefSeq and is a predicted model, not a curated record. Lineage: Eukaryota; Metazoa; Chordata; Actinopteri; Gobiiformes; Gobiidae. The coding region runs from base 1 to 1002 and encodes 333 amino acids.
AUGGCAGUGUUCGGGGGCCUCCUUAGAACAGGCCCAGUGCAGUUCAUGGCUAAUCUGUCCAACCAGUCUGACCUGUCCAGGGUCCCAAUGAAUGAAACCAGGGUGGUGAUUUUACAAGACACUUUUGCGUCUGCUGUGGCUAAAAAUGUCCUCCUGGUGGUUUUGGGACUGACCAUCAACUACAUCAAUGGGAUUUUGAUACACACCUACAGAAAACACCAGAUAUUCUACACCAACCCACGCUACAUUCUGUUCGCCCACCUGGUGCUGAACGACAUGCUCCAGCUCUGCUUAAGCAUAUCCCUGUUUGUGUUGAGCAACACAUCUCGUAAAAUAAUCUGUCCUCUGUGCCUGAUCCUCUUGUGUGUGAGUGUCCUAACUACUCAUAACACGCCGCUAAACCUAGCCGUCAUGGCGGUUGAAUGCUACAUCGCUGUCUGUUUCCCCCUCCACCACGCCCAGCUAUGCACCAUCCAGCGCACCUACGCCCUCAUCGGUGGCAUCUGGGCCAUGACCUCCCUGAUCAUUCUACCAGACAUUAUCAUCCUGGUGGUCACCAAACCUCCGGAGUUCUUUGUGUCUACAAUGCGCUGUGAGAGAACCAGUGUUUUUGACCACCCAAUCAUCAUGCUGAAGAGGGACGUCCAGUACAUCGUCUACCUGUCCGGUGUCUGGUUCAUUCUCAUCUACACUUACUGCCACAUUUUCUUUGCGGCUCGAGCAGCCAAGUCAUCUGCACAUAAGUCCAAAAAGGCACGAAACACCAUCCUGCUCCAUGGCUUCCAGCUGCUCCUGUGCAUGCUGUCUUAUGUGGACCACUUCCUGUUGAGGGUUCUGAUGAUUUGGUUCCUUAAGUACAUCAAACACAUUGCAUUUGUAAUGUAUGUUGUUGUCAUGGUUCUGCCUCGUCUCAUCAGCCCCAUCCUGUACGGGCUCAGGGACAAGGUUUUCAGGGAGCACUUCACCAAAUACCUGGUCUGUACUGUCAUCAUCAAGGGUUAG